Molecule: messenger RNA, 1098 nt
Organism: Cicer arietinum (chickpea)
Lineage: Eukaryota; Viridiplantae; Streptophyta; Magnoliopsida; Fabales; Fabaceae
Product: heavy metal-associated isoprenylated plant protein 3
Molecular function (GO): metal ion binding
Source: RefSeq, a predicted model, not a curated record
CUUUCUCCCUCUCUUUAGUUCAUUUAUAUAUCAAUUAAAUCUUCAUUUCAUUUGUAUCAUUCACUCAUGUCGCUGCAGAAGAAGAAGAAUAACAAAAACACCGAUCAACAAAACGAAACCAAGAAAGAUCAUGAAACCAAAACGACACCAACUACAGUCGUAUUGAAAAUUGACAUGCAUUGCGACGGUUGCACUUCCAAAAUCAUCCGCUGCCUUCGCGGCUUCCAAGCAUUGAAAUUGACCCUUCCUGUUGAAGGCGUUGAGAAGUUGGACGUAGAGAAAGACACCGGAAAGUUGACCAUCACCGGCAAAGUUGAUCCUGCUAAACUCAGAGACAAACUCGCUAGUAAGAUGAAGAAGAAAGUCGAUCUCAUUUCUCCACUUCCUAAGGAAAACAAAUCUCAAAACGACAACAAAAACAAACCCGACGACAAAAAAUCCAAACAGAAGGAGCCACCGGAGACGACGGCGGUUUUGAAGAUGGAGCUACAUUGUCAAGGUUGUAUCGAGAGAAUUCGCAAAACCGUGUCGAAGGCGAAAGGUGUUUAUCACGUGGAAAUUGAUAAGGAAAAAGAGACGGUAACGGUUAAAGGAACAAUGGACGUGAAAGCAUUAGCGGGAAGUUUGACGGAGAGACUUAAGAGGAAGGUUGAGGUGGUCCCUACAAAGAAGGAAAAAGGGAAUGAGAAAGACGGAGACAAGAAAGAGAAAGACGGAGACAAAAAAGAGAAUGACGGCGGCAAGAAGAAUAAACAGAAAGGUGAAGGUGGAGGAGGAAAUAAGAAGGGUGAGAAUGACGGUGGUGACGGCAAGGGUAAAAUGGAGAAUUUGACCCCUGGAUGUGGAUAUGGAUACGGUUAUGGUUAUAGUUUUUUUGGUUAUGAAGAUGGUGGUUAUAACAAUGGGUCAGUUAACAUGAUGCAGUUGAAUGCACCGCAGAUUUUCAGUGACGAAAAUCCGAAUGCGUGUUCGGUUAUGUGACUGAGGCUUUGGGUGCAAGCAAGUUUAUUUCUAUUUUAUGUUUUAAAAUAUUUUUCUAGGUUGGGAAAAGAGUAGGUAAAUUUGGUGCUUAAUAGAAAGUGUUUUAUUAUAUGGUUA